Messenger RNA from Ascochyta rabiei, 909 nucleotides. RefSeq lists its product as uncharacterized. NCBI's taxonomy places the organism in Eukaryota, Fungi, Ascomycota, Dothideomycetes, Pleosporales, Didymellaceae. The record is from RefSeq and is a predicted model, not a curated record. Gene Ontology annotation, molecular function: metallopeptidase activity. The transcript has a single exon. The coding region runs from base 1 to 909 and encodes 302 amino acids.
AUGCGCACUCCCUUCUUCCUUGCCUCACUAGGCCUCCUAGCAUCUGCCGCGGACCCUCAACCCUCUGGCGCACCAGGUGGCACCUCUUUCGACUGCGGCACAGGCACCCAGUCCGCCGACCAGAGCUUCCUGGACACCAUCCAACAACUGCACAAUGGCAAAGCAAAAGGCAGUCUUGCUGCCCGCGCUGCUGAGCUCGCUGCCCGCGACGAUCCCAUUAAAAUCGAAGCUGUCUUCCAUAUCGUCAUGACCGACGCCGCCAAAGACUCCAUCACCAACGCCAUGCCUCAAGCACAGCUGGAUGCUAUGAACGCAGCUUACAACCCGUACAACAUUAACUUCGAGCUGCAAAACGUGACAUGGAACACAAACGACGCGUGGGCCGUGGGCAAAAAGGACGACGACACCGACAUGAAGAAGCAGCUCCGCCAGGGCACGUACAACACGCUCAACCUCUACUUCCAAACCGAUCUCUCUGGCGGCGUGCUGGGCCGGUGUACGCUCCCCAGCGCCAUUGGCAACGGCAAGGGCGACCCGACCGUAUAUGCCGGCGACGGGUGCAACAUCAACGCCAACACAAUGCCUGAUGGCCUGAUGGACGGUUUCAACAAGGGAAAGACCGCAGUACACGAGACGGGUCACUGGCUCGGCCUACUGCACACCUUCGAAGGCUACUCAUGCGACGGACCCGGUGACUACAUUGACGACACCCCCGUCGAGAGCACCGCCACCGAUGGCUGUCCCAUCGAUCCCAAGAAGCAGAGCUGCCCUACCCAGCAGAAGCCCGGCGAGAGCGAUCCUAUUCACAACUACAUGGACUACUCCAUCGACGAUUGCUACGAGGGCUUCACCGACCUGCAGGUGCAGCGGAUGAAGAGCAUGUGGAGCAUGUUCCGGGAUGGCAACUAG